AUGGCAGCAGCAGCAGCAGCAACAACGAGUGGUUCAAUUGGAGGAAAUGCGGCGAUGAGUGGAUAUAAUUAUUAUUCGAUGCCAGCUUAUUAUACAACAUCAGUUACACAGACUACGCCAAUGGCAGCAGCAGCAGCAGCAACAACGAGUGGUUCAAUUGGAGGAAAUGCGGCGAUGAGUGGAUAUAAUUAUUAUUCGAUGCCAGCUUAUUAUACAACAUCAGUUGCACAGACUACGCCAGCAGCAACAACGAGUGGUUCAAUUGGAGGAAAUGCGGUGAUGAGUGGAUAUAAUUAUUAUUCGAUGCCAGCUUAUUAUACAACAUCAGUUACACAGACUACGCCAGCAGCAACAACGAGUGGUUCAAUUGGAGGAAAUGCGGCGAUGAGUGGAUAUAAUUAUUAUUCGAUGCCAGCUUAUUAUACAACAUCAGUUACACAGACGACGCUAUAUAAUCAAGCAGGAACGAUAUACGGUGCAAGUGGAAACAUUGGACAACCAAGUGGAUACGGUAUUCCGAUGUCUGGUUAUUAUCAAAUGCCGCAGAAUCCGUCCACUGUAAAUAGACAAUAUGGCUCUGGUAUGUUUUAUGGUCAAUAA
This is a messenger RNA of Brugia pahangi, 600 nucleotides long. NCBI's taxonomy places the organism in Eukaryota, Metazoa, Nematoda, Chromadorea, Rhabditida, Onchocercidae. The record is from the annotation of a GenBank genome assembly.